AUGUCCAAACAGCCCCCUAAGGUCUUGAACUCGUUUUCGACGACCCCUCUCCCCGCGCGCGACAAGAAAUGGCACGAACAUGUCACGAUCGACGUCUUCCUGGCCGUCCUGAACCGCACGAUCCUCCAUCCCUUUGUCGCGUGGAUCCUGGUGCUUUGUCUGCGUGCCCAAGUCACGCCCCUCACUGAUACAGCCUUCAUUCUCGCGACCGGGUGGGCGGUGCUGUUGACGCUCCUCGCCGCCGCCCGGAUGAUGAACCAGCGGAUCGCGUACGGGAUCCCGCGUCCUGUGGAUCUGAACGAGGAGGUCGUUGUGGUGACGGGCGGUGCGAGCGGGCUGGGCCGACUGAUCGCCCAGGUAUACGGGAUGCGAGGCGUAAGUGUCGCUGUCUUGGACGUGCGGGAGGCGUUGGAUGUCGAUGAGUUGGCGGGGGUGGAAUAUUAUCGGUGUGAUAUUGGGGAUAGGAAGGAGGUGGAGGCUACAAGGUUGAAAAUCGAAAAGGAUUUAGGAACGCCCACUAUCCUUAUCAAUUGCGCUGCAGCAAGAAUCAACGGCGAACCGCUCCUCUCUCUCCCGGCAGAGGCCUUCCAAAAGACAAUCCAGACAAACCUGCUGUCCGUGUUCCACCUCUGCCAGGUCUUCCUACCUGGCAUGUUAUCUGCUGCAAAUGGCGGCACAAUAGUCACCGUCAGCUCGGUCCUAGGCCAUCUGUCCGCCGCCGGUCUGUCUGAUUACGCCGCGAGCAAAGCAGGUCUGAGCGCACUGCAUCGGACACUGGAAGCUGAGCUACGCACAAUUGCCGAAGACGAUAUGGUCAAGAUGCUGCUCGUCGAGAUUGGACAAAUGUCAACGCCGCUUUUCGACUGGGUCAAAACACCGAACCGUUUCUUCGCGCCCGUUCUCGAACCGGUCCAGGUUGCUCAGGCAAUAGUCAACGCGAUUGAUAGCGGCAAGGGAGGGGUCAUCCGGCUUCCGUUUUUUGCGACAUGGAUCAGCUGGUAUACCGUACUGCCUGCGAGCGUGCAGCUGAUCGCCCGGUAUCUGAGCGGGAUUGAUAAUGCCGUUGUAAACAGAUCGGCGAAAACGCAAGCACCUGCGGGAACAGGGGAACCCAACGAGACAUCGGAGAAAGAGUCGGGAGGUAUAGAUUCUGAUUGA
Penicilliopsis zonata CBS 506.65 is the source of this 1158-nucleotide messenger RNA. RefSeq lists its product as hypothetical. Gene Ontology annotation, molecular function: oxidoreductase activity, acting on the CH-OH group of donors, NAD or NADP as acceptor. Lineage: Eukaryota; Fungi; Ascomycota; Eurotiomycetes; Eurotiales; Aspergillaceae. The record is from RefSeq and is a predicted model, not a curated record. Bases 1 to 1158 code for a protein of 385 amino acids. The transcript is spliced from 2 exons.